AUCAAUAGCGCUUCGACCUUUCAGAAGAAGGAAAAUGUCAACCACGUCGCCCAUCGAUGCGCUUUCGAGUCCACCAGCGACUGCACCAAUGGCAAACGGUAGCAAAGAGCCCAACAAACCUUUCGAGAUCCGCGCUGAGCUGUUGGCAUCCACUCGAUUGGCCCCAAAGACUCAGCUACUUUAUCACACACGAUCGCUGUCGAUCCAAGUCAUCGCCCAUGAAGUUUUCCUGCUGAUCCUCGCGUGCACCAAGUGCUUUGCCGCUGCAAACAGAGAACCGCCUCUAAUCGGGAUUCUAGGAGGUGGCAAUGUCGGAACCACAGUCCUCAUGACGCUCUUGGCCAACGGAUACCGAGCUGACCGCAUGGCGUUGUCCACGCGUCAACCAGAUCGCAUCCCUCGAUGUGAAGCGCUGAAAGCUCCUUCAGCUCUGCCGAUGUUUCAGCUAGUGCCUCGAUACUACGACAACGCUCGUCUCGCUCGAGAGAGCGAUAUCUUGAUAUUGUGCAUGCCACCGUCACAGUUGAAGAGCGUAACUAUUCAAAUUCGACACGCACUGGCUGCAAACGCAGACGCCCCGCCACUUGUGGUCAGUGCGUUAUGUGGUGUCACUCAUCAUACUCUGAGCAAAGCCUGUGGGUCCCAAGCGGUCGUGCGAGUGCAGCCGGACGUGGUGAAGAUCGCGAGUCAAUGGCGCGUGGCGGAUCGAGAUCAACAGCCUCUAUCUCUUCGUCUAGCAGCUGAAGCAAUCGCACCGCAAAGAGAAGAUGUGCGAAACCUAGUAGAGGCGUUUUGCUUGCUUUGCCGUCGCGCGUGGGGAGAUGAAAUGAGCCCAGCUGUAUUAGGACACGUGCUCUUUGGCGACAAAAGUGCAAUGCACGUCGAAAACACCAAUGUCCCAUUGGUUGUAUCUAGCUGGCCAUUAGAAUGGGAACACGAUCUGACCGAUCUUCAGAAACAACUAGCGGUGCAUACUCUACAGCACUCAAAAUAA
Molecule: messenger RNA, 994 nt
Organism: Phytophthora infestans T30-4
Lineage: Eukaryota; Oomycota; Peronosporomycetes; Peronosporales; Peronosporaceae
Exons: 4
Coding region: 89-994 (301 amino acids)
Biological process (GO): L-proline biosynthetic process
Molecular function (GO): pyrroline-5-carboxylate reductase activity
Source: RefSeq, a predicted model, not a curated record